CCACCGCGGAAGGGGGGCCGAGAGAGGGAGGCAGAGAGAUUGCAGUCAGCCAGCCCAGCAGUGCUGCCAGGAAGGAGGCUGCAAGCAGGGCGAGUUCCCCUCACGGUGCAGCAGAGGGAGGAAUUGCUGAUGCGAGCUGCAGCUGUUGCCUUUUGAACUCAGAGCCGCUGAAAAGACCCAGGUUGUCCAGAGCCUUCAACCCCACUGUGCUCUGGGCGGGCAGUCCCGGAGCGCUCCUCAUCCUCGCACCCCAGCCUGCGGCUGCUUCAGUUCCCUAUUGCGCUCGCCCUCGCCUGCCCCUGGAAGAUGCUACUGGUGCAGACUCCUCUGUGAGAGUCAUAGGGGAAUCCUUGACUCCAUCAUCCGAUCUGCGUGGCUUAUUCACUCCCGCCCCCCAACAGUUGUCCUGCACGGAACCCCCGCAUCCUGUGCCACUCUCCCCGGGAGAACUUCAGCAGACUCAACCAGCAGCUCCUGCAUGAGGAGUGGGGGGUUCAGUGGCAGCCAGGAGAAACAGCGGGUCCCCACCCCACCUGCCCAUGGAGGCUGUAGCCGAGGUACUGAAUGUGAGCUAAGCAACCCUUGGCUGUAGCGGAGUUUGAGUCCCCCCCCCUUUCCCCCUCGACGCCGCACCCCCUAGAACCCUGCAACAUGCUGCCUGCCUUUGCAACAGCAUGGACCCUCGCAGCUGGUUCAGGGUUCCUUCUCCUCGGUGACAUCCCUCUGAAAUUUGCAGAAGACAAUUGUUCGGACAAUUUGAAAGUGCAAUAGAGGAGGAAGGACCUGGAUCUCAGUGGGAGACAUCAGUGCAGGUAUCUCUACUGCGGUGUUAUUCCCCACCCCCCAAAAAAGAAGAGAAGGAGAACUAUCCCGGGGUUACUAUGCAAUUGCGACUAAUUUCUUGGUUUUGUAUCACUUUGAACUUGAUGGAAUACAUUGGAACCCAGCACGCCUCCAGGGUACGGCGACAGGGAAGAAUGCAUCCCAAUGUGAGCCAGGGUUGCCAAGGAGGGUGUGCCACAUGUUCCGACUACAAUGGAUGCUUGUCAUGUAAACCCAGACUCUUUUUUGUUCUGGAAAGAAUUGGCAUGAAACAGAUCGGAGUAUGUCUUUCUUCAUGUCCAAGUGGAUACUUUGGAACGCGGUAUCCAGAAAUAAAUAAGUGUACAAAAUGUAAAGCUGACUGUGAUACCUGCUUCACCAAAAAUUUCUGCACAAAAUGUAAAAGUGGGUUUUACUUACACAACGGAAAGUGCCUUGAAAAUUGCCCUGAGGGGCUGGAACCCAACAAUCACACGAUGGAGUGCACCAGCAUUGUGCAUUGUGAAGCUAGUGAGUGGAGUCCAUGGAGCUCCUGCACAAAGAAAGGAAAAACAUGUGGCUUCAAGAGAGGAAAUGAAACAAGGGUCAGAGAAAUUGUACAGCAUCCUUCAGCACAGGGCAAUCCGUGCCCAGCUACAAGUGAAAACAGAAAAUGUAUUGUACAAAGAAAGAGAUGUCAGAAGGAAGGAAAAGGGAAAAAAAAUAGAGAUGAGAAAGGGAAAAGGCCAAACAAAGAAGAAAGUAGGGAGACAAGGCAGGAAAACAAAGGCCGAGAAUCCCGAAGACAAAACCGAGAACAGCGGGAAAACAAAAACAAAAUGCAGCCGAAGAAAAGAAAAGCCCAAGAUAAACAACAGAACCCAGUACCCAUCAGCACUGUUCACUAAUGGCCUUACCUGAUUGUUUUAGACUUAUGAUGCUGCUAUCUCAACCAGAUCCCCAUGACAGAUGCUCAAGCCAUUCAAACCACAAAUGGACAAUGCUAUCAGUGAUUGUUAAACCUUAAACAACAUUCCAAAUAGUUCCUAUAUUCUCUAGGCAAUCAUAGUUUAUUAAAAAGACUGACAUGAGCCAAGACUUUAAAAAAAAAAUUUUAAAAAGGGAUACUUUAAAACUGUUAUAUUAUAUGCUGCCAUGCAUCUGUACAAGGCAAUUAAGAAAUUUUGUAUAUACUUAUUAAUAGGAUAUAAAAUAUAGCAAUAUAAUGAAUGACAUCUGGAUGGACAACCUGCUUCCUCUGUAAAAUAUUUGUCAAGCUAUUGUUUAAGCAAAGUAUGAGACAAGAGAGAUAUCUAAAUCAGAGACAAAGUAUCCCAUUGUGUAUCGUAUAUAAAUAUUCAGAGAGGGGCAGGAGGGAAACCAUUUUUCAAGAGCCAGUAGGAAUCUAAGGUUUUGCACCCUGUGGUGGAUCUGAACUGGAUUACCCUGGGGUUCCCCAGUACUUGUUCCAGACUCAUGUGAGAAAUACCAAAGGGAAUGCCUGCAGGGUGUUGAAAGUUAAAGAAGGAAAAGAAGUGGAAGCAACUGCAAUUUCAGAGACAGAAGUUCCUAAAGGAGAAGUGGUGGCGCUUUGCUCAUAUAGCAUUCUUAGCUAUGGGACAACACAAUGUUUUCUGGUCUAAACAGUGGUACAGUGCGUGCUGUUCUAUGCUUUUUAUAACUAUGUGUAACUUAAAUCUACAUUUCAAAUCUUCCAGUGAAUGGCAAAUCAUAUUUGUAGGAGACGAUGCUGAGUUAAUAAAGAACAGAAAAUAGACCACGGAAAUAUGUGUUUUUCACAGUCAUGGGGGUUUUCUUCUUCUUUUUUACUGGAAGAAUCUACUGCUUUAUAAUCAGAUUUAUGAAAGUCAUGGAGAGAAAAGGAUACUACAUCUUUAACAAUGUAUAUGUAGUGAAAGAGAAGCCACUACAAUAAAUAUAUUUGUGGAUA
This is a messenger RNA of Chelonoidis abingdonii (Abingdon island giant tortoise), 2752 nucleotides long. RefSeq names its product R-spondin 3 (gene RSPO3). The record is from RefSeq and is a predicted model, not a curated record. Lineage: Eukaryota; Metazoa; Chordata; Testudines; Testudinidae.